AUGCAGGCCAACCACGAGCUGGAACUCGACGUUCUCCGGUCGGACGUCGCGGACGCACUCACCAAGCUUGCAGCGCGCGACGCCGAGGUCGACCAGCUUGCCUUGGAGCUUGAGGCGAGUCACUGCGCGGCAGGCAAGCUGCGCGUCGACUAUGACGUGGCAGCGGGUGGGCCGUGGGCGCCAAUAGCAGCCUUUCCACAGACACCAGGCGGUCGCCUCUUUGCGGUUGCGUGCGAGACGUUUGUAAGCGUCGACAGCGAAAGUCAAACCGAGAUGAUCGCACCGUCGAUCGCAGAGCUGCUCGACGACCUCCCGCCUCCACAAGAGCGCGCGGUCGUGCUUGAAAUGGUUCUGGAAGAGCUUGGGCUCGCGCACGCCGACGUCGAGUCGCACCGUGUCUGCGUGCGCGAUGUUCAGAUGCAACUCCUCGCGACAGAAUCGCAGCUCGCGAAAGCCGUCGAAACAAAUCACAUGCAAGCGGAAGAGACCGCGUGCCACCGCCAAGUCCACAGUCCUCUUCGCGACGAGCUGCUCCCGAGCGCAAUAUCACCCGUCGACCUCGGCGAUUGCAACAUCGAGAGAGAGCAACUGUACAUGCACAUUGAAGACCUCCGAGCGACCCACAUUGCGUCGACCGAUGCAGCCCAAAUGGCACUGACGCUUCUAGAGAGCGAGGCCACAGCGCUCUCCACCCGUGCUGCCGAAGCCGACAUCCGCAUUGCACGGCUCACAUCGGCGUUAGACGAGGCAGAAAAGACGAUGAUUUCGCUGCGUCAUCGCGCUGCGACGCAAGACGCUGCGCUCAUCGAGGCUUACGCUGCGCUCACGAAGCAAACGGAGGAGCUUGCGACCUGCUACACCGAGAAUUCAUGUGCCCACGCGCGCAUCGCGGCGCUUGUGGCCAACCACGCGGCUGUCGUUGAGCAAUUGGAGCAGCACGGUAUGCAGAGCGAAGAGUUGUCGCCGGUACGAGGGCUGCAGGACCUCGUUGCGCGCCAAGAGACGUGCUUGGCAACAAUGGCCGAAGAAAAGGUCACGCUGCUCGACCACUUGCGCACGCAAGCCAUCGAGUUGCAGCAACUGCUCUCGCCGGACGUGACAACGAUCGGUGGCAAGGCCGACGACGCGCGCCCGACGCUGCUAUUGCACCAAGAACUCGUGCACCAACUCUCGUCGCUCGUGCGCACCUUGCAGUACGACGUGGAAAUGUACAAGGCGACGAUCGAGACGCUCGAAGCCGACCGCCGCGUGCUUACGUGCGAAGACGACGA
Messenger RNA from Saprolegnia parasitica CBS 223.65, 1271 nucleotides. RefSeq lists its product as hypothetical. NCBI's taxonomy places the organism in Eukaryota, Oomycota, Saprolegniomycetes, Saprolegniales, Saprolegniaceae. The annotation marks the transcript as partial. The transcript has a single exon. The record is from RefSeq and is a predicted model, not a curated record.